This is a messenger RNA of Penicillium longicatenatum, 1137 nucleotides long. RefSeq lists its product as uncharacterized. Gene Ontology annotation, molecular function: chloride channel activity. Bases 1 to 1137 code for a protein of 378 amino acids. The record is from RefSeq and is a predicted model, not a curated record. Lineage: Eukaryota; Fungi; Ascomycota; Eurotiomycetes; Eurotiales; Aspergillaceae. The transcript is spliced from 5 exons.
AUGUAUCUCUUCAUCCUUGUUCUCAUCUACUUCUUCUAUACGUAUCCACACGUGCUAAAGUACUGGUUCCGCCAACUGCUUUCCUUGAAUAACCCAUCUCUCCUCGAUCUCGCUUCACCUCUUUUCUUUGCGACUUCAAUCGAAAUUGUGUCCGACGAUGACUCCGCUCCGAGCUACGAGGCUCCGGCAGUUACCAUCAAUAACAACGGCAUUGUCCCCGUCGCAGCCGAUGUACAGAAUCAGGAUGAACACGACCCCACUUCACCAAAACAUGGCUCAAAGAAGCGUGACUUCGUUGACCAACUCUCGCGACAGCCGAGUUUCUUGGAGCAUUUGGCAGACUCGAGGGACUCACAGUUCCCCGUACAAGAUAGAGGCGAGAUAGAGAGAUACUUUAUAUGUGGAUCUCGCUUAUCCCGCAUCAUCUGGGUGCACUUCGGUGAGCGAGAGGGAGAAGAGGGAAAGGUGGAUAUACUGAGGAAGCGGUCUGCCAUGGACCUUAUCCUCGCUUUUGCCGUCGCUUUAAAACACAAACUUCGCUUCGAGCCCGAUGUCGCAUACGAGAAUAUGGCUGGCCUAAUUGCCCAUUUGGACACCUUUACCAUUCAAGCCCAUGACCGGAGUAUCGUGCAUCCCCCAUCAAAGACGCCAUGGAAGUCCGUCGGGGAGUAUCAAGGGCUUUCAUUUGCCAAGUCAAACCCACGAAAAUUGAUUAAGAGGUCGAAGAAACCACUGGGACAUCUUCCCAUUGAGAUUUUAAUUCAUUUAUCUGCCUAUAUCAAAUCAUGCGUGAGAAAUGGCACACUCUCCCUGGCUCAGUACCAGGGCCAAGCAAUGACAAUGGUGUCCACACUAAAUGAAAUCCUGACGGGGACAGAGCGUGUGUUAGACACUCCAUCACCGGCAGCAUAUAGUAUCUCCACCUCGCAAAUCUCUUGGAUUUAUGUGCUGCUGCUUCCAUGUCAACUUUACAAAUCCUUGCACUGGACGACCAUUCCUGCUUCCAUGGUUGCGGCGUAUAUAAUCCUUGGCCUGCUCACCAUCGGCAGCGAGAUCGAAAAUCACUUUAGAGAGGACGUCAACGAUCUCCCCCCCCCACCACAUACUGUCGUCAGAUUGCGAAUGAGCUUGACAUAA